Molecule: messenger RNA, 2124 nt
Organism: Lipotes vexillifer (Yangtze River dolphin)
Lineage: Eukaryota; Metazoa; Chordata; Mammalia; Artiodactyla; Lipotidae
Gene: MRE11
Product: MRE11 double strand break repair nuclease
Exons: 19
Coding region: 1-2124 (707 amino acids)
Biological process (GO): mitotic intra-S DNA damage checkpoint signaling; meiotic DNA double-strand break formation; mitotic G2 DNA damage checkpoint signaling
Cellular component (GO): nucleus; site of double-strand break; Mre11 complex
Molecular function (GO): 3'-5'-DNA exonuclease activity; single-stranded DNA endonuclease activity; manganese ion binding
Source: RefSeq, a predicted model, not a curated record
AUGAGUCCUGCAGAUGCUCUCGAUGAUGAAAAUACAUUUAAAAUCUUAGUUGCAACAGAUAUUCAUCUGGGAUUUAUGGAAAAAGAUGCUGUCAGAGGAAAUGAUACGUUUGUAACACUUGAUGAAAUUUUAAGACUUGCCCAGGAAAAUGAUGUGGAUUUCAUUUUGUUAGGGGGUGAUCUUUUUCAUGAAAAUAAACCCUCAAGAAAAACAGUACAUAACUGCCUCGAGUUAUUAAGAAAAUAUUGCAUGGGGGAUCGUCCUGUACAGUUUGAAAUUAUCAGCGAUCAGUCAGUCAACUUUGGUUUUAGUAAGUUUCCAUGGGUGAACUACGAAGAUAGCAAUCUCAACAUUUCAAUUCCUGUGUUUAGUAUUCAUGGCAAUCAUGAUGAUCCUACGGGGGCAGAUGCACUCUGUGCCCUGGAUAUUUUAAGUUGUGCUGGAUUUGUAAAUCACUUUGGACGUUCAAUGUCUGUGGAGAAGAUAGACAUUAGUCCGGUUUUGCUUCAAAAAGGAAGCACAAAAAUUGCUCUAUAUGGCUUAGGAUCCAUUCCAGAUGAAAGGCUCUAUCGAAUGUUCGUCAACAAAAAAGUGACAAUGUUGAGACCAAAAGAAGAUGGGAACUCUUGGUUUAACUUAUUUGUGAUUCAUCAGAACAGGAGUAAACACGGAAGUACUAACUUCAUUCCAGAACAGUUUUUGGAUGACUUCAUUGAUCUGGUUAUCUGGGGCCAUGAACAUGAGUGUAAAAUAGCUCCAACCAAAAAUGAACAACAGCUCUUUUACGUAUCACAACCUGGAAGCUCAGUGGUCACUUCUCUUUCCCCAGGAGAAGCUGUAAAGAAACACAUUGGUCUGCUGCGUAUUAAAGGAAGGAAGAUGAACAUGCAGAAAAUUCCUCUCCACACAGUGCGGCAGUUUUUCAUGGAGGAUGUUGUUCUGGCUGAUCAUCCAGACAUUUUUAACCCCGAUAAUCCUAAAGUAACCCAAGCCAUACAAAGCUUCUGCUUGGAGAAGAUUGAAGAAAUGCUUGAAAAUGCAGAACGGGAACGUCUGGGAAAUUCUCGACAGCCAGAGAAGCCUCUUAUACGACUGCGAGUGGACUAUAGUGGAGGCUUUGAACCGUUCAGUGUUCUUCGCUUUAGCCAGAAAUUUGUGGACCGGGUAGCUAAUCCAAAAGAUGUUAUCCAUUUUUUCAGGCGUAGAGAACAAAAGGAAGACACGGGAGAAGAGAUCAACUUUGGGAAGUUCAUCACAAAACCUUCAGAAGUAACAACUCUAAGGGUAGAAGACCUUGUGAAACAGUAUUUUCAAACCGCAGAGAAGAACGUGCAGCUCUCACUUCUAACAGAAAGGGGAAUGGGUGAAGCUGUACAAGAAUUUGUGGACAAGGAAGAAAAAGAUGCCAUAGAGGAAUUAGUGAAAUAUCAGUUGGAAAAAACACAGCGAUUUCUUAAAGAACGUCAUACUGAUGCCCUAGAAGAUAAAAUCGAUGAAGAGGUACGUCGUUUCAGAGAAAGCAGACAGAAGAAUGAAGAAGAUGAUGAAGUUCGAGAGGCCAUGAGUAGGGCCAGAGCCCUCAGAUCUCAGUCAGAGGAAGCUGCUUCUGCCUUUAGUGCUGAUGACCUUAUGAGUAUAGAUAGGGCAGAACAGAUGGCUGAUGAUUCUGAUGACAGCAUCACAGCAGCAGCCAACAAAGGAAGAGGCCGAGGAAGAGGCCGGAGAGGAGGAAGAGGGCAGAAUCCAGCGUCAAGAGGAGGAUCUCAGAGAGGAAGAGCAGGCGCUGCUCUGGAGACUUCUACUCGAGGCAGAAGUUCAAAGGCCACUAUGUCAACAUCUAGAAAUAUGUCUAUUAUAGAUGCCUUUAAAGCUGCAAGACAGCAGCCCUCCCAAAAUGUUGCUACUAAGAAUUAUUCAGAGGUGAUUGUGGUAGAUGAGUCAGAUACCGAAGAAGACAUUUUUCCUACCACUUCCAAAGCUGAUCAAAGGUGGUUGAGCACUUCAUCAUCGAGCAAACACAUGUCCCGGAGCCAAAUAGCUAAAGGGGUUGAUUUUGAAUCAGAUGAGGAUGAUGAUGAUGAUCCUUUUAUGAACCUUAGUUCUGUAAGAAGAAACAGAAGAUAA